AUGAUCUGCUCCGGGCGGAUCAUCACGUGUUCUUCUCCUCCGCGGAAGCCAACGGCGGUCCCCCGGGGGUGGAGGGAGAGGGCCCCCCCCGCCUUGAUCCGAUGGCGGUCCGCGGCCACCGAUGCUGGAGCCGCAGGAGGUGACCCCAGAGCUGCCGCUACUGCUUCCUCUCCGUCAUCUGCGUCGGCAGGAGAUGCUGCUGCCGGCGAUUCCGCUGAGACGAACCCUGCCGGGUAAUUUCUCCUCUCGCUCUUCCCUUCUAUCGUUUAGAGGUGUGUAUGCUCGUCUCAACUGAACUGCUUUGUGAAACAGAAAAGUCUGUUGGUUCCUUUUAGGUAAGAUUUCGAUUGGUUUAUACAGUUCACAAUGGCCGAUGAUACGUACUUCGCGGUUUUCAAUUUAUUUCAGACUGGGCAUGCAGGAAGUAACAGCUCAGAAGCGAACCCACAUCUGUUAAUUUUUUCUCUAAGGCGAGAGGUUUAGAUAGUUUUGUUGGUCGUCACCAUGUCAGCUUGAUUAAAUUACGAAAAAAUUCGCGUCAAACAUUCAAUGGCUUAUUUUGAGCUAUGGAAUAAAGUUCCGCAUGUUCUAAUGUCGAGUAAACGAUUUGGUUAUUCACGUGUAUUCCUAUUUUUAUAUUUCAAAGCGUCUUAAGGCAGGCAUUUUCUUUGUGAAAUGCAAAUGUUUGACUUGGUAGUAGAUUCUGUAUGUUUUUGUGGUCAGUUUUUAUCAAUUUCUCAUUUUGGCUUUAGAGCUGUACCAUAAUGCAGCUUUCAAGUGACUUCAAACGGCCCAACUGAAAAUUUUAGAUUUUUCAGAAGCUUUUGCAUCAUCGAAGGACCUGAAACUGUCCAAGAUUUUGCCAAGAUGGAGUUGCAAGAGAUUCAAGACAACAUCAAAAGCCGACGAAAUAAGAUCUUCUUGCAUAUGGAGGAGGUAUACUCUCUCAUUUAAAAAUAAAACUUAACACUUAAAUUUCAGUAAUUUGUCUCUGGAAGUGGGAAUUUAAUUCAUUCAUCGUCAGAAUGAUAAGGAUGAAUGUAUACUUAUUCAUUCUCUACCACGUAAGGCAAUUGAAUUAAAGCAUACUUACCAUGGCUACAGUAUUUGAAAGAGUGUUUCAUAAUCUUACCUUCAGUGAAUCAGUUAUCAUGCAACUCCACCUCAAGAAUUUGGACUCAACAAGAAAGUGCCAGUGGAGGGCUGAGUGCACUGAAUACACUUUUGGGAGGGAGGCACGAGAAGGAUUAGGAGAAAGAUGGAACAAACAAAGGCCAGUAAGUAAUGUUUGAUUCAGAUUAGGAUCGGUAGUCCUUGAUCCACUUUCAGCAAGAAGAUGGAACGAACAAAGUCCCAUGCAUACACUCAUGUUUGCUGUAUUAUAGACAAUAUUGGCAGGAUUGUCCUAGAAUCCUCCAACUUGAUACCAGUUCGGAGUGAAACGGCUGAGCACCAGAUGAUCCAAUGCCCUAGUGACUUCAUGUACUGUGCUCAAGUGGUCCAGUUUUUAGACUGGAUGAUCCAUGGGUAGAUGUUCGCAGUCAAAAGUUCUCCUAUUCAAGGGUUCUAUUACGCCCUAAGUUCUCCUAACCUGGGAAAAACUAGCGGCAGGAUAAUCUCCAAACACUAGGAUACGGUUCAGUCUCCAGGGAAUUAAUGUGGUCAUCCUUUGGUUCACUUCCUUUGUAGAAUACUAUUGACUGACUAGUAGAAUUACCUGACUAUUGAAGUAUCUUCUCCCUAUGCAAAUCUAAUUUCUCCGUUUCAAAUGGUAUCCGUAUCAUUUGACUUCACAGAACAUAAAAACAAAGUGAAAUCUGGUUUAAAUGAAGUUAUCCUCGGUAAUAUCUCUCAUAAGGGAAACUAAUUAUCGAUACCAUUUGACUGCUUUACACCGAUUUAUAGCGAAAUUUGCUAAAGCUCGAACCUAGUACACCGAUUUAUAGCGAAACAUGAACCAGGUAGAGGAGUUACAGUGUGUAAGUUGUCAAACUAGCCAUUAUUUACGAGCGUACUUUAUUCUACUGAUCAUUUGACCCACUAGAACUUUCUUUAAUCUAUUUUUUUCUUGGUAAAGCUUACUCAUCUCCUCAUGUCAUCAUUUUGAAGGCUGGUUCCCACUGUUAAUAUUCCUUAUCUUAUGGGUUCCUAGAUUUCCCAUUGAAAAUUGGAAAGAUGUGGCUUUAUUCUAAUAAGCAUGAUCUAUUAGAAUAGGACGAUGAAAAAAAAAUUAUGUACAUAAAUGUCAAUUCAUAAUCUAUUCCUGGACUUUGAUCAAUUGAUGAUUAUGUGCAGGUUCGAAGAUUACGGAUACAACAACGAAUUAAAAAUGCUGAGCUUGGAAUUUUUGAGGAGAAACAAGAAAAUGAGAUUCCUGAUUUUCCAUCAUUCAUACCUUUUCUGCCUCCUUUAGUAAGUAUAUUAAAGUCGCUUAUUUGUUGUAAAAUGAUCCACGUCCAUAGUUUUCUUAGUUAGGAAGUAUCUUUGUUUUGAUGUUGAUUUGUUUCAUAACUCCUAUUUAAAGCAAAUUUUUAAAGCUGCUAAAUUGUUCUCUUAUUGCAGACGCCAGCAAAUCUGAAGGUGUACUAUGUUACAUGCUUUUCUAUCAUUUCUGGGAUCAUCUUUUUUGGCGGGCUUCUUGCUCCAGCUGUAAGUUUCCCGGGUCCAAUCUGUAAGUUUCGUCGGCCUAGCCCUUUUGCCGAUUCAAAGUAUCUCAAUCCUCGUCCUUCACUCAACUGUCCCUCAAUCUCCACUUCCAGUAAGCUUCCUAGCGUACCUCCUCAAACUGUAUUCUAUACCUUUGUGCCCUGCAUGUCGUCUCAUCAAGCAUCUUUGUUUUCUCCUGUGCAUUUCGGAUGAGCACUGGGGUUUGCAGACCCUCCGAUACCUAAUAUAAUGAUUUUAACAGAGGGAUGAAAGCAAAAAUAUCAGUUACAGUGGCCCGCAAAUAGCCAUUCUUCUUCGAGUCAGUUGAUUCCAACUAGUAUGACCUGGUUAGGUUGGCUCGCUUGGUUGAUCUUAUCCUCCUAAAAUUUUCCCUGGUCUUCUCCAUUUCAGGCGAAGGAACUAAACUGGAAAGAAGAAAUAAAGAAAGAAAAAAUGGGUGGAGGAAUAGGAGUCAGCUGCAGUAUAAUGGGACCAAUUUUAAUCCUAUUGAUCAAUUAAUUUAGAUGAUCUGAUAUCUCUUAGCCUAAAGGAUUCAGGGGCUCAACAGAAUUUUUAAUUCUUACCCUUGCUUUUUGAGCAUGGGACUAAGACAAGAGCCUAGAAAGUUAAACAGUCUUAAAGGAACAAGAAAAGAAUGGUGUUAGGACAUAAUUAGUCGGCAAUAUUCUACCAUUGGGGCCGGCUGUGGAAGAGUACCGGUUUUCUUCACACAAAUAUGGUUCAUAUAACCAACUGGCUUUUUAACUGGUCAAAAAAAAGUCAAGACUGGGUUCUAAUCCAAUUUUUCUCGUUCUAGGUAUAUCAGUUACCUUAGGUAAAGUCGAAAAAUAUAAUACCACGUAAGUUUAUUACUUAAUUGUUACUGACGACAUGAAUUUUUUUGGUUCUUAAGGUUUAAGUUAUAUGAGUACAUCUCCUGUCUAAAACUAAAAGGAGGAAGGGAUGGUAAGGGGUUAGUCCUGAUGUCUGGUAUUGUUUCCCGAUUUGUUCUUCCUUCCAGUCAGAUCUCUGACACCUUUUUUUGUUAUUUUUCAUCAGUAUGUUGUUAAGGGGUAAGUCCUGGUGUCCGGUGCUGUUUACCUAUUUGUUCUUCCAUCCAAUCAGGUCUCUGAUACCUUUUUUCUUUUUUUUCAACAGUAUGGUGCUAAGGAACAGUCUAGCAUCCUACUUGAUAGUUUGUCAUUUAAUGCCAUGUACGGCUUUGAAGUUCAUUAAAUAAAAUAUAAGAGAUUACUAUUCCCAGAUAUAAUGAUUAUGAAAAUGUAAAUAGUAGAUCAGGUAAAAAUGUAAUUGUCUAUUUUUGACGUGUUGAAUUAUCGUAUAUGGUUAUUCUUCGUGUUUGACUCAUUAAUCCUAAAGUGUACUAUAUUUCUUGACGAUCUUUCCAGUUGGAGCUUAAACUGGGAAUAGGGGGGACAUCAUACGCAGAUUUUAUUCGCAGCGUUCAUUUGCCAAUGCAGCUGAGGUAACCAGGCAAUUAAGAAUUUGACAUUUUGGUCAUAUCAUAAACUUUUUUGAUUAUAUGUUUCCAUAUUUGAUAUUUUGCGAUGCCUUUCGUAUGUCUUGAAUGGAGCUGCAAUAUAGCUGUGUAUUUUUUAAUACAUCUUUUGGGUUUUCUCUACGGCUUAGGAACCUUGAACUUUAAUGCAUCUUGUUAUGGAUCAACUCAUGUAAAUAAUGUCGCAGUAUUAUGUAUUGGCUCACAUGUGAUGGUUACCAUAAAGUUUUGUUAAGAACAUAUGUAUAUGCACGGUUGAUCAGUUAGGACGGAUUUGUACAUGGUUAAGUACCAAUGCAAUUAUAUUUGGUAAUAUCAUGUCGUUGAACUUCAAAUGUCAUCUGUAAACUCACCAGUCGUUGUCUACUCUGUCUGAUUGAUUGUUGAUGUAGUUACCAAUAUUCUAUCAUUAUCAUCCAAAUUCUUGUAUUGAAAUAUUAUAUGUAUUGAAAGGAUAUUACCUAUAAUGAAAGUAUCCAGCACAAUUUUGACUUCUAUGUUAAGAAUGAAGUAAAUAUAAAUGAGACCAUUUAUUCCUCACUAACUAUAUGAAAAACUGUAUUCGUUUGAAAGCUCGACUUAUCUUCAUCAAUGUAUCCCUUUUGCGAUAAAUGUUGUUCAUUGAUACAUUCAAUGCAUAUGAUUCACAUCAGUGUCCCCCUGCUUCUUUUAACCAUCGAUCAUUUCAUUCACAUCACUAAUUUUCAAAUCCCUUUCUCAAAUUUUCAGUCAGGUUGAUCCAAUUGUCGCAUCAUUCUCUGGGGGAGCGGUUGGUGUAAUCUCGGCCUUGAUGGUCGUUGAGAUCAACAAUGUCAAGCAACAGGAGCAUAAGAGAUGCAAAUAUUGCCUUGGAACUGGUACAUAUACUCCACACAGUCUGCUGGCAUCGUACAUUGAUGCUGCUGAACUUCUACCUGUGCACAUACACUAUUAGCACAAUUACCCCGAAUGGUGUUUUCAGGAGCUGUCCAAAGCUUCAGAAACUCCCCUGCAUUGCCCACAGCUUUCUUGCCUAUAACAAGAUGAUAUACACUAGCUACUCCCUUCCACUGGAAAACUACCUCGUUGAUGUUUACUCUAGUUUCCUUUUUGAGGGUGAUUCAUUGAGAUGCCAGCUAUCAUAUUAGUCAGAUUUCUCGUCCAAUUUCCAUAAUAAUGCGACUUUCUUCUAUUAAUAUCAGCCUUUAUUUGCAGAUAUUUGGCUCGCACCUUUUAUGCUUGUUGAAGGUGUUAUUACUUUGUCAAUGCAGGAUAUCUUGCCUGUGCGCGCUGUUCAAGCACAGGGUCAAUUGUCCUAGUGGAACCUGUUUCCGCGGUGAAUAGUUUUGACCAACCUCUGAUGCCUCCCAGAACCGAAAGGUGCUUAAACUGUUCAGGAUCCGGGAAGGUACUGGAACGAAGGAAACUAUUUCUCUGGUAUUUUCGUUCAGUUGACUUUAUCUUCACAGGGAAACAGAAUUAAUGGGGCACUUUUUAUUACUUUUAUUGGAUUUUUUCUCCCCCACCAUUUCCCACUUCAUGUCCCAAUUUAGUUGUCACCUUUGUGCAUAUACAGGCCAUGUGGAUGUUGCCUUUCUCCCAUUGAUUGAAAGGAGACAGAGUAUAAGUGUUAUGGUUCCUUAAGGAGAGAAAUAAGGAGAGAAAGUAACAAAGAUUAGGCCACGUUCUUCUGCAGGUCAUGUGCCCUACAUGCCUUUGCACAGGGAUGGCCAUGGCGAGUGAGCAUGACCCACGGAUCGAUCCCUUUGACUAG
Molecule: messenger RNA, 5918 nt
Organism: Spirodela intermedia
Lineage: Eukaryota; Viridiplantae; Streptophyta; Magnoliopsida; Alismatales; Araceae
Source: the annotation of a GenBank genome assembly